GGGCGUCCUGCCCCGAUCCGAGGACGUAAUUGUGGAUGAGAGGGACCACUCGCUGUCCUGGCCGUAGGGGACGAGAGCCGGCCCAGGACUCUACCUUGCGGGAUGUGGCUCGACCCUUGACCUUAUAUCAUAUGUACCUGGUCGUCCUGGUACCUUGAUGCGCACCCGACUGCAGCUGCGGUACCAUCCCGCAUUGUGCCUUUUGACCCCCUGGCAGCUAUAGCUUCCUGAUGCAACACUCUUAUACCUUGGGCUAGCUGCUAGACCUUCGCAUCACUGCCUCCCCACACCCAGACCAACCCCCAGACAGGUCUCUAUUGAUCCGUCUGGCCGCCUCCAUUACACGGCCCUGGUCCUGAGCCCUCCGAGUCUGCCCCCCAUUCUCUGCAACCCUCCCAGACGGGGGGUCUAGCAUUACCCUUGCCGGUACAGGCCGUCCUGCAAACAUACAUGUAGCCGUGGUGCGGCCCAUCACUUGGUCGUCCUGCACCUCUCUACAGGUCAGCUACUGUACAUCAGCGUUUGCGAACUGCAUGCGACGUCUGUAACUGCAGUAGGCUCCUCUCUAUCGUUGCGCGAGCCAUCUGACUGUCACUGCUUCCCAGAGGCCAUUCGUUUGUCUGGACCAGCAUCUCUUCCGUCGGGCGUCUCGUCGUUUGGCAAUGUCUGGCGGACAAGACCGCCUGAACAACCAACGAGACCACCAGGACGGCCGUACUGCUGACACCGGCGAGAUAGACCAGCUGAGGGUCGAUAUUUUAUGAGAGGUGCUCAAGCUCUGUUUCGAAACAUCAGAGGGCAACUGGGAAGCUUUGGGCCCGAACCUUCUUGCGGCCUCGUCCUGUCCUUGGGUGGGAAUUAGCCUCGGCGUGCAUUGCAUCUGCGCCCUCUCGUUUGGGACGCGCGCACCACAAAGCACCGCACCGCACCGCACCGCACCAUCAACGUCGACGGCCGCCACAGCUGUCGAUGACACAGUGCCUCUAGCCAAAGGGAGACUCGAGUCCAUUACACAGAACUAUCCAGGAACCAAUUGUCGUCAUCUGAUGCAUGCCGCCUUCCGUACAUGAAGAUCAAUCACAUCAGUCCUGUCGGGUACAGAGAUAUCCUCCCCCACACUUACAUCGCAUACUCCGGGUCGCGCACCCGUCUUUUUUCUUGUCCUGGGAGUCCCCAGCAAACUCUAGAUUUGCACCAGGCCUCACUUCGUCCUCAGGGGAAAAUACUUUUCGAGUUGAAGGAGCAUCGCACAGCACCUCGGGACCGACUGGAGUAUACACAGGAUGCACAACCAAGGCGGGAUAGGAGGAUCGUCAAGCAUGGACCAAGAUACACACCUCGCUCACCAUGAGCAGGCCUAUGGCCACGACCAAUGGAACGACAUGAGCCCCUACAUUCAGACGACAAUGUCGGAGUACGGCGGCGGGUUUGGCUACAUGCCUCCCAUCUCACACGGCUUACCGUCCGAACACCUGGGCCGGAUGCCGCCGUCGGCAACGCCUCCCCAGCAGCCGCUGCCUCAGCAUCACUCGCAACCGGCACACCAUCCAACGCUGCCAAUGCUGAUGGUGCCGUCACAUCCGACGUGGCCGAGCAUGCUCACGAACCCAAACGGGUACAACACGUCUCCCCCGGUCGCAAUCCCUCCUGCAUCGGCACCGAUCCAGUCCCUGAAGGCCGCGAGGCCCAUAGCACCGCCGAUUGCAUCGCAGCCCAGGAAGACGCUGACGGACGACGACCGCCGCCGCAUGUGCCAGUAUCAUAUUGACAACCCCUCGAUGAAGCAGACCGAAAUUGGCGCGCUGUUUGGCGUGGAGCGAAGCACUGUGUCCAAGGUCCUUAGUCGCAAGGAUAAGUGGCUCAAUCCGGAGGACCGCAGCAGCUCGCCAAUCAAGAAGAGCAAGGGAAAGAUCCCGGACAUCGACAAGACGCUGGCCAACUGGCUGCGCAACGAGCAGCACAAGGGCCGCCGCGUGUCAGAUGCCGAGAUACAGGAGCAAGCCCGGAUGUACGCCCGUCCAUUCAGGGAGGCGGAGACGAAGAUCAACAACCCUUCAUGGCUUGAGAAGUUCAAGCAAAAGCACGGCAUGGGAGGGCGGUUGAUCAGGAGGGCCUCCGAGACGAACAUUCCCAGUGCUGUUGGGAAGCUGUCGACCACCUCACCGACGCUUGCGAACUCGCAGCCUACCAGCUCCAUCUCGUCAGCCUCACCUGUGGCGAACCACUCCGUUUCGCCCUUCUCGGCUGGGCCUCGAGUAGGGGGGGAGGACGAUAAGGAGAGCGGCGGCAGCGGGAUGAUGAUGGACUUUUCUUCUGCGCCCUCAUCGAGCACAGCUGGACCAACCUUCAAGUACCCCUCGACAAACCAGAGCAGCACAUCACUAAGCAGCAGCGGGUUCGCAUCUGACACCGGGGGCUCGUCGUUCUCGGAAAGCACAAUGAGCCCCACGGGCACAGGACAGUUCACAUUUUCUCCAGAUCCCAACAUGGGAGGAUUCUUGUCGUCCGACCACUCGCAAGCAAGACACAUACCGCCUGGCGGGCCCAACUUCCAACGGCCACGGAGUCAGACAUUCCCGACACUUGAUCUGGAGUACAUGAACGACACGUCGAGCCACGAGCACAACGACCCCGUCACGCCCAAGUUCCCACCAGGCCAGCACGGGGUCCCGUCGACAGCGCCGUCCUCGGCAAUCGAGUCGCCCGCCCACGAGUUCGCAUCCGCCGGACCAUUCGGGAUCGACAACACGAUGGCCUCGCCCCACCACCAGAGCCACAACGCACUGCGGCACAGCAGCAGCGCCAGCAGCCUCCAGGGGCGGCAGCAGCAGCAGCAGCAGCAGCAGGGCGGCGCCGGCGGCACGACGCCCAUAAUCGGGAGCGCCGCGAUGUCGUCGGUCGCCUCGUCGCCCGUGUCGCCCACGCAGGAGGACGCGAGGCGGGCGGCCGACACGCUGCUCUCCUUUAUAGCCAACAGCGGGCCGAACGCGUUCGUGGACCAGAGCGACUACAACGCCGUCAUACGGCUGACCGAGAAGCUGCGGCUGCACCAGCAGGCGCAGCAGGCCGCCGCCGCGAGGGGCGGGCAGGGCCUGGUCGGCGGCAUGCAGAUGGGCGGGAUCCCCAUGGGCCUGGGCAUGGGCGGCCUGGACCGGAUCCCGGAGGGGGACGCCGAGAUGGGAAACACCGGGCAGCAGCACCUCGAGGACGGGGGCAUGGUCAAGCACGAGGGGACCAUGGUAUGAGGGGCGGGGCUACACAGAGAGAGAGAGAGAACAAACCGGCGCUCUCCUCUUCUUCCUCUCUUUUUUCUCCCCCCUGCCUGGGGCCGGCGCCCUUUCUCCAUUAUUGUCACUGACUCUCUCUUCCACACUCUCACACACAUACGCGUACACACGCACACACUGCUACGGCGUCUGAUUACAGCGGGAUAUUUCCACUCCCUCCACGGGGAAACCAAACCAGGGUCGAUUGGCGAGGGGGAACAAAAAAAAAACCAACCACGAUCAUCGGAUACCAACAAGGCCAGCCAUCAUCGGACUUUACACAUUGAGCAACGACGUCUCGCGACGCACCAUAUUAUCAUCAUCGUCGUCAUCCAUCCAUCAUCCCCCGAGGGGACGGACGACAAAUCGGAACAAAAGUUCACAGUCAAACAAACCAUCAAGACAACUUCGCCCCCAAAGGCCCCCCACAAAAUAUUGUUAUCCUCUUUUGGUCCUUCUUCAUCAACACCCAAACCAUCAUCAUCAUCGUCAUCAUCAUCGUCAAGAGCGACCGACCUGCGCCCAUCACCAGCAGCAGGUCGGCCUCGAGUUACACAACACAACAUACACAUAUACCCCGGACUUAUUAUUUUUUCUUCCACACGGCACAAGGAAAGAACUCUCCCGCUCACGCGAAAAAAAAAGAUCGGAAGGAUUCCAGGAACGCCUCUCCCCUUUUUCUCCUUCGACGCCAUUUUUUUUCUCUCCACACCAGCUCUAUCUCGGCUCUUCUUGCCUCCCCCCUUUCGACUCCUCUUGCAUACCGGCUUGGGGAGGACAAGGGGGAUGGGGCGCCGGAGGGUUUCACGGGCACCUUGGGUUCAAAUCUUUGUCAUUUCUCAUUUUCAUAUAUAUUCUUUUUCUUUUCUUUCACUUUCAUUUCUCGUCUUUCCUUGAAUCUCCUCUUGAUCUGUAGUUUUAUGGAAGUUUUCUUUACCGGGGUUUUUCUUUUCCUUUUUUUUUUCCUCUUCUCGAUCUACAUUUCUUUUUCUUUUCUUACCCCCCAUGUGUGCGUCUUUGAUGGAAAGGGAAACUGGCCGAAGGAAUAUGGAAAGAUACCUACCGGAUUCUGCAAGGGUUGCUGGGCAGGGGAAGGACAGGCGUGCGUUGCGGGCGGGCGGGCGGGCGGGCGGACGGAUUGAAUGUUGUGUGCCUGGGUACACAGAGAGCACAUGGGGACGAUCGAUACCCAAAGGGGGGAGAUGGAGGGAUAUGGGGAUACCCCAAGGUGGCCAGGAUACUCGGAAUGAAAUGGGCGAGGGGGGGUGUUGGUGCACAAUGAAUGGUAUGGUACGGGAUGGGAUGCAUUGGCUUGCAUAAUGGGAUGGGGGAACGAACCACAGGUACAGUAUACACAAAGAAUUGAUACCUCAGAGGGAUUUUGACAUUGGCUCUCUCUCUCUCUCUCUCUCUCUCUCUCUC
Diaporthe batatas is the source of this 4688-nucleotide messenger RNA. RefSeq lists its product as uncharacterized. NCBI's taxonomy places the organism in Eukaryota, Fungi, Ascomycota, Sordariomycetes, Diaporthales, Diaporthaceae. The coding region runs from base 1284 to 3245 and encodes 653 amino acids. Gene Ontology annotation, molecular function: DNA binding. The record is from RefSeq and is a predicted model, not a curated record. The transcript has 4 exons. Gene Ontology annotation, cellular component: nucleus.